AUGGUCGUGGACGUGGACAUGGACGUGGACGUGGACGUGGACAUGGACGUGGACUGGACGUGGACGUGGACUGGACGUUUGACCGUGGACGUGGUCGUGGUCGUGGUCGUGGACGUGGACGUGGACGUGGACGUGGACCCUGGACGUGGACGUGGGACGUGGGACGUGGACGUGGACCGUGGACAUGGUCGUGGACGUGGACGUGGACGUGGACGUGGACCGUGGACAUGGUCGUGGACGGUACGUGGACAUGGACGUGGACGUGGACAUGGACGUGGACGUGGACGUGGACUUGGACAUGGACGUGGACGUGUUGGACUGGACGUGGACGUGGACGUGGACGUGGGUGGACGUGGACCUGGACGUGGACCUGGACGUGGACGUGGACCUGGACGUGGCAUGGACGUGGACGUGGACGUGGACGUGGACGUAGACCUGGUCGUGGACGUGGACGUGGACGUGGACGUGGAACGUGGACAUGGUCGUGGACGUGGGACGUGGACGUGGACGUGGACGUGGACCUGGACGUGGACGUGGUGGACGUGGACGUGGACGUGGACGUGGACGUGGACGUGGACGUGGACGUGGCGUGGACGUGGACGUGACGUGUGGACGUGGACGGGGACGUGGACGCGGACGUGGACGUGGACGCGGACGUGGACGUGGACGUGGACGUGGACGUGGACGUGGACCUGGACGUGGACGUGGACCUGGUCGCGGACGUGGACUGGACGUGGACAUGGACGUGGACAUGGACGUGGACCUGGACAUGGUCGUGGACGUGACGUGGACGUGGACGUGGACCGUGGACAUGGUCGUGGACGUGGACGUGGACGUGGACAUGGACGUGGACGUGGACUGGACAUGGUCUUGGACGUGUGCCGUGGACGGUGGACGUGGACGUGGACGUGGACGUGGACGUUGACGUUGGACGUGGACGUGGACGUGGUCGUGGACGUGGACGUUGACGACGUGGACGUGGACGUGGACAUGGACGUGGACGUGGACGUGGACGUGAAUGGACGUGGACGUGGACGUGGACGUGGACAUGGACGUGGACGUGUUGACGUGGACGUGGACGUGGACGUGGACGUGGACGUGGACGUGGACCUGGACGUGGACGUGACAUGGACGUGGACGUGGACGUGGACAUUGACGUGGACGUGGACGUUGACUGGACGUGGACGUGGUCGUGGUCGUGGACGUGGACCUGGACGUGGACGUGGACCUGGACGUGGACGUGGACGUGGACGUGGACGUGGACGUGGACGUGGACGUGGACGUGGACGUGGACUGGACGUGGACAUGGUCGUGGACGUGGACAUGGACGUGGACGUGGACGUGGACAUGGACGUGGACGUGGACGUGGACUUGGACAUGGACGUGGACGUGUGGACGUGGACGUGGACGUGGACGUGGACCGGUGGACGUGGACGUGGACGUGGACGUGGACGUGGACGUGGACGUGUGGAACGCGGACGGCGGACGUGGACGGACGUGGACGCGGACGUGGUCGUGGACGUGGACGCGGACGUGGACCUGGACGUGGACGUGGACGUGGACCUGGACGUGGACGUGGACCUGGUCUGGACGUGGUCGUGGACGUGGUCGUGGACGUGGUCCGUGGACGUUGGACGUGACGUGGACGUGGACAUGGUCGUGGACGUGGACGUGGACGUGGACAUGGACGUGGACGUGGACGUGGACGUGGACGUGGACGUGGUCGUCGAGGAGGAGAUGGACGUGGACGUGGACGUGGACGUGGACGUGGACGUGGACAUGGACGUGGACGUUGACGUGGACGUGGACAUGGACGUGGACGUGUGGACGUGGAACGUGGACGUGGACGUGGACGUGGACUGGGGUGUGGACGUGGACGUGGACGUGGACGUGGACGUUGACGUGGACGUGGACGUGGACGUGGACGUGGGACGUGUGGACGUGGACGUGGACGUGGACGUGGACGUGGACGUGGACGUGGACGUGGACGUAGACAUGGACGUGGACGUGGACGUGGACGUGGGCGUGGACGUGGUCGUGGACGUGGACGUGGACAUGGUCGUGGACGUGGACGUGGACGUGGACAUGGACGUGGACGUGGACGUGGACGUGGACAUGGACGUGGACGUGGACGUGGACGUGAACAUGGACGUGGAGGUGGACGUGGAGGUGGACGUGGACGUGGACGUGGACGUGGACGUGGACGUGGACGUGGAAGUGGACGUGGACGUGGACGUGGACGUGGACGUGGACGUAGACAUGGACGUGGACGUGGACGUGGACGUGGACGUGGACGUGGACGUGGACGUGGACGUGGACAUGGACGUGGCAUGGAACGUGGACGUGGACGUGGACGUGGACGUGGACGUGGACAUGGACGUGGACGUGGACGUGGACGUGGACAUGGACAUGGACGUGGACUGGACAUGGACGUGGACGUGUGGACGUGGAUGUGGACGUGGACGUGGACGUGGACGUGGUCGUGGACGUGGUCGUGGCGUGGACGUGGACGUGGACGUGGACGUGGACGUGGACAUGGUCGUGGACGUGGACGGGGACGUGGACGUGGACAUGGACGUGGUCGUGGACGUGGUCGUGGACGUGGACGUGGACGUGGACGUGGACGUGGACGUGGACGUGGUCGUGGACGUGGUCGUGGACGUGGACGUGGACGUGGACGUGGACGUGGACGUGGACGUGGACAUGGACGUGGACGUGGACGUGGACGUGGACGUGGACGUGGACAUCGUCGUGGACGUGGACGUGGACGUGGACGUGGACGUGGACGUGGACGUGGACAUGGACGUGGACGUGGACAUGAUGGACGUGGACGUGGACGUGGACGUGGACCUGGACGUGGACGUGGACGUGGACGUGGACGUGGACGUGGAACGUGGACCUGGACGUGGACGUGGACCUGGACGUGGACGUGGACGUGGUCAUGGACGUGGUCGUCGACGUGGACGUGGACGUGGACGUGGAUGUGGACGUGGACGUGUGGACGUGGACGUGGACGUGGACGUGGUCGUGGACGUGGUCGUGGACGUGGUUGUGGACGUGGACGUGUACGUGGACGUGGACGUGGACGUGGACGUGGACGUGGUCGUGGACGUGGUCGUGGACGUGGACGUGGACGUGGGCGUGGACGUGGACGUGGACGUGGACCUGGAGAUGGACGGGGACGUGGACGUGGACGUGGACGUGGACGUGGACGUGGACAUGAUCGUGGACGUGGACGUGGACGUGGACGUGGACGUGGACUUGGACAUGGUCGUGGACGUGGACGUGGACGUGGACAUGGACGUGGACAUGGACGUGGACGUGGACGUGACACGUAACUUGGACGUGGACGUGAACGUGGACGUGGACGUGGAAGUGGACAUGGACGUGGACGUGGACGUGGACGUGGACGUGGACAUGGUCGUGGACGUGGACGUGGACCUGGUCGUGGACGUGGACGUGGACGUGGACGUGGACAUGGACGUGGACAUGGACGUGUAG
Closterium sp. NIES-65 is the source of this 3501-nucleotide messenger RNA. The record is from the annotation of a GenBank genome assembly. NCBI's taxonomy places the organism in Eukaryota, Viridiplantae, Streptophyta, Zygnematophyceae, Desmidiales, Closteriaceae.